Molecule: messenger RNA, 1099 nt
Organism: Uranotaenia lowii
Lineage: Eukaryota; Metazoa; Arthropoda; Insecta; Diptera; Culicidae
Exons: 4
Coding region: 98-895 (265 amino acids)
Source: RefSeq, a predicted model, not a curated record
GUUAGUGAUGCAAACAUUCCACAAAUUAAGUUAUUCGUGCUAGCAAAUUGUGAUCAACAGUGUGAUUCUGCGUUACGAUUGGCGAUAACGAUUCCAAAUGGCGUCAAAUUCAAGUUCAGCUCUCGUUAUCAGCUUUAGUCCGAAGCCAAGUUUUCCCCUGAAACAACCGAUCAUGAUGAGGUUUCCUGUUUCGUUUAUGGUGAUUGCAAUUUUUGCAGCUGUUAGUUUUGCUGCAACACCACCCUCGUCCUCGGAUGUGGAGCAGGGCUUCGAAAAGUGGUGCUACGAAAACACCAAGUCAAACCAAGCCAUCCUCAAAAUGAAGCGUUCCUUCGAAAAUACGACUCAAAUUGAGCGAUGCGUAAUGCGUUACAUCGACAAGGCGGACGAAAGCAUGGACUGGAAGGCACUGGAUGGAGCUUCAAAGAAACAAAUUAUCAACAAGUAUUGCAGAAGAGUCCGAACGAUGAUAACUUCUUGUUUUAGCGACCCGUUGGAUACGUUGGCUAUUUGUACCGGUGAUACCAAACUUAGAGAAGUCAGACUUCUUUUCCGGAAAAUGAUCGCAAGCGCUAUUGAUACGAUUUGCCGGAAUGACGGUUCCAUCAUAAGGGAACUUAUCCCGGAAGAUUACGAAAUGUGCGGGGACCGUUUUCCGGAGAUAUUGCUGAGCUGUGGUGUGCCGUUGAUGAAAUCUUCGCCGCUAGAUCUUUCUUGUCGGAGGUUGAAGGAAUUUCGCACCUGUGUUAUGGAAAAUUUCGAAGCCUGUGGCGUGGACCAUCUGGAGCUGCCGACGGGCAUAAUGGACGCGAUGUUGAAUGAAGUCAGAAAGGCCAACGAUUGUGGCUGCCAGGCGCCACAGCAGGAAGACUUUGAAAUUGCUCCUUUUAAGUGAUUUUUUAUCUUUAUAUAGGUAUAUAACGUAGUAGAAGUCAGUGUGCUCAACGUAAAGCGUAUUUCUUUAACUCAAUUUUCUCACUCGAAUCAUCAGACAUUGGAUAACUUAAUUUCGUAAGUUCGAAUCAAAGAAUUGCUUAAAGUUUAAAGUUCUGGACAAAAUAAAGUACGCGCUCGCUAUGAAACUUUCACUUCCUUGUAA